CGGUACGUGGUCGAGAUCUGUGAUCAGCUCAAAGGCGACAUUUUCCAGAAAUUUCUCGAAAGUGACAAAUUCACAACGAUUCCUGCCAGUGGAAAAAUCUCGAGUCUGAACAGCAUGGCAACUAACGGAGGAACGACUUCUCCGUGCAUCGAAUCAUCGGUCGAGGCGGGUUCGGUGAGGUAUGCGAUGAAGUGCCUGGAUAAGAAGAGGAUAAAGAUGAAACAGGGCGAGACGUUGGCCCUCAACGAACGGAUCAUGCUCAGCCUCGUCUCCACAGGG
Ostertagia ostertagi is the source of this 279-nucleotide messenger RNA. The record is from the annotation of a GenBank genome assembly. NCBI's taxonomy places the organism in Eukaryota, Metazoa, Nematoda, Chromadorea, Rhabditida, Trichostrongylidae.